Acaromyces ingoldii is the source of this 1777-nucleotide messenger RNA. RefSeq lists its product as hypothetical. The transcript has a single exon. NCBI's taxonomy places the organism in Eukaryota, Fungi, Basidiomycota, Exobasidiomycetes, Exobasidiales, Cryptobasidiaceae. Bases 172 to 1551 code for a protein of 459 amino acids. The record is from RefSeq and is a predicted model, not a curated record.
CGGUUUUUCAGAUCUCAUUGCUGUGUUUGCUGCCUACCACCACCUGCCUGCCUGCCUCUCCGGAGUUGAAGAGAGAAAGAGAAAGAGCCAAGAAUCGUCCUAUAAGUAGUUGGACGCGGCUAGCCACGAAGCAGCAGGAGACGACCGCCGGAAGCGAGCGCGACGGGGCAGAUGUCGUCGUCAUACCAAUAUUUCCCUCUGCCGGCCUCGAACGGCGGCGCGGGCGAGGGGACAUUUGCUGGAAAGUCGACGAUCAACCGACUCGCGAAUAGACGGCCGCUGCUCGUGGGCGUCUUUCUCGCCUUUCUCUGCUUCCUCUCGGGCUUCUGGGUCGAUCGGGCUUUCUUCAGCAAUGGCGGCUACGACUCCUUUGCCGCCGAGGCUGCCUGGAGAGAGCAAAUGAUGCAGGCGCAAGGACCACCACCACUGCCGCCGGCGCCAGCAUCGCCGCCUUCAGGGCACAUGCCGCCAUCAGUGAACCUGCCGCCACCGCCAUUGCCGCCUCCCUCGUCACCACUAGCCGAUGUCAGCAUCACAUACACGUCGACCAACACUGCAGCCUCUGCCAAUGGUGACGACAUUCCAAACCUCGUCCACUUCGUUCGGCAGCUCAACCGAGACAAAAAGACAAACGCACCGGGACCGCUCAAGUUUGAGUUCCGGCAUUUCCUCGCCUACUACUCGGCCCACAUGCACCUCAAGCCCGACCGGAUCACAAUCUGGUCCGAUGCCACGCCCGACAUCAUCGAGCGUGCCCGGGUCGAGGGCGAUGAGUACACAAAAGCGGUCCUGCGGAUCCCCAACCUGCAUCUCGAGUACGUCGAGAUGCCCAAUGCGACGGCGACGGGCACCAAGAUUGAGCUGUAUGCCCACAAGUCCGACUUUGUCAGGACGAGGGUGAUGGCCGAGCACGGCGGCAUGUACUUUGACGACGACGCUUGGGUCCUCAAGGAUCUCGCCCCGCUCCGGAAAGCGGGCUUCGACAAUGUCUUUGGUCGGCAGUGGGGCAACGACAUCUGCCAGGCCUUCUGGAUGGCCAAGCCCAAGAACGACCUGAUGCAGGCCUGGUCUCGCCUCCAGGAGACGCAGUUCAACGGCGACUGGGUGCGUGCCUCCAACGAGCUCAUCAGCCGGCUGGUCUACGACUUUAGCCACUAUGGGCACGGGAGAAACGCCCUCAUCCUCGAGCAGGACGCCUUCUUCCCAGGAAUGUGGCACGCCGGCGCAGAUGGCCUGCAGAUGUUUUACAAGGUCCACAACAAGCCCGAUGGGAAACCGGAGCCGAUGGGCGCAACACCGACGAGCGUCGACGAGGCCGUCUCCAGUUAUAUCCACGAUCGCGACUGGGGCUGGAGACGAGACUGGCGCCUCACCUACGUCAUCCAUGGCUUCUCCAACGCCGUGCGCGCCGAAAAAGCAGAGUGGAUGUUUGACCAGUACAAAUCAUUCACCCCGAGAUAUGUCCUUGCCCGAAAGGCAAACAUCGCUCGCGCUCUCUACCCGGCCCUCCAAGAUGCCCUGAGAUCUGGUAUCCUCCAGAUCAGCUUGUAGGGCUUUCUUACUCUUGUCUCUUCGCUUACUCCUCUUCAAUUACCUCCUCUCCUAGUACCCUCACUUUGAUAUCUUCGUGCGUCCAGGUCGUGCACAACUUUCCAUCUUAAUUGUCAUAGCUAUAUCUUGUAAUCAUCUCUCGGGGCCCUCGAUCCACUCUAGUCUCUUCAACCCAAAAAAGACGACCAGACAAAUCGCCGUUUAUUAAGAAGAUGGAGUCAACUAC